Lytechinus pictus (painted urchin) is the source of this 1371-nucleotide messenger RNA. RefSeq lists its product as uncharacterized. The record is from RefSeq and is a predicted model, not a curated record. Bases 1 to 1371 code for a protein of 456 amino acids. The transcript has 2 exons. Gene Ontology annotation, cellular component: chromosome; cytoplasm; nucleus. Lineage: Eukaryota; Metazoa; Echinodermata; Echinoidea; Temnopleuroida; Toxopneustidae. Gene Ontology annotation, molecular function: four-way junction helicase activity; 3'-5' DNA helicase activity. Gene Ontology annotation, biological process: double-strand break repair via homologous recombination.
AUGAGUCCGGAGACAGUAUUUGGACGAGGUUUCAAGCUUCUUGAUAGCAGCUUCGUGAAGGAGAACUUAUGUGCAAUUGUUGUAGAUGAAAGCCACUGUAUAGUGAAAUGGGGACAGAACUCAGAUAGACUGAAAGCCUUCCGUAGUGAAUAUGGACGUCUGGCAGAACUGCGUUCCAUGGUGCCAUCACAGAUACCCGUGGUCGCCCUUACAGCCACCUCUACUAUCGCAACACGGAAAAACAUCUUGACAUCGUUGACAAUGACGCAGCCAGCCUUAAUUACCCUGUCCCCUGAUAGGAAAAACAUUAAGUACAGUGUAAUGGAUGUUCCUGAGAGUGACACUUCAUGCAUAUUUGCAGAACUGUGCAAUGAAUUGAAGAGAGAUGGCAGACAGACUGCCAGGACCAUCAUCUUCGCCCGCUCUCACAAUCAGUGCAGCGAUCUGUAUAAGAGUUUUAAGAAGAAGAUUAAUGAUGUGAAUUUAUUUGCAAUGUUCCAUCUUACCACAGAGGAUUGUCGCAAAGAAGAAGUGCUUAAGUCAUUUGGAGAUGAAAACGGUUCCAUCCGGGUGUUGUUUGCCACGAUGGCAUUUGGAAUGGGAGUUAAUUGUAGAGGAGUUAGGAGAGUGUAUCAUCUUGGCCCUCCCGAGGACAUCGAAGAUUAUGUUCAAGAAAGUGGACGUGUUGGACGAGAUGGAGAGGAUAGCCAUGCAGUACUGAUUCUGUUCAAGGGAUGGAACCGGUGUAAAGUUUCACCAAAAAUGAAGGAAUAUGUGAAGAACGAGGAGAUAUGCAGGAGGAAGUUUUUGAUGGAAACAUUUGAGGAAGAUGAUAGAACAUCAUGUAAAAUUAUUCCCCAUUCAUGUUGCGACAUCUGUGCUCAAAAGUGUGAAUGUAGGGUUGAUGAUGCCCAUACCAUCCCCUUUAAAUACUGUGAUACAGUUCAGUCCCAGUCCCAACACAUGACAACUUGCAGGGAUGUGUCGGAUGAGGAAAGAGAAGUUCUACUAGACCAGCUUCUGUUAUUAAGAGGUGAAGUUCUUGCGCGAGUGUCUGGGGCAGGUUACACCUUGGCAGGCGCAGAUGUGACUUCUGGUAUACCGAUCAGUGAAGUCGAGGCUCUGGUUAAGAAUUGUGACAAAAUUGACUCGCUUAGCACUUUAUGUAAUCGUUUUAGUUUUUUUGGUCAUGAGGAAGAAAUUUGGAUUGUUCUAGAGGAUACUUUACCCCCAUCUCAAACUUCUCAAUCCAUUGCAUUACAAGAAUUACACCCCACAGUAAUUGAUGAUAUAAUUGAUACAGAUGAGUCUGAUACAAAUGAUGAAUAUGCAGAAGCAGUUCUCAUGUCAGAUGCAGAAUCUGAUAAUUAA